This is a messenger RNA of Solenopsis invicta (red fire ant), 3978 nucleotides long. RefSeq lists its product as uncharacterized. Gene Ontology annotation, biological process: sensory perception of smell; detection of chemical stimulus involved in sensory perception of smell. The transcript is spliced from 14 exons. The record is from RefSeq and is a predicted model, not a curated record. Gene Ontology annotation, cellular component: plasma membrane. Gene Ontology annotation, molecular function: olfactory receptor activity; odorant binding. Bases 794 to 2905 code for a protein of 703 amino acids. NCBI's taxonomy places the organism in Eukaryota, Metazoa, Arthropoda, Insecta, Hymenoptera, Formicidae.
ACAAGUUCCAUGAAAAAAAAUAUUUUUUUCCGUUUUGUUGUAUAAAUAAAAUCGACACUGUAUCGAUAUUCUAUUUUUGAAAUGUAAUACAACAUGUGUAGAAGAAACUUUCGCGAGAUUUAUUGCGAGAUUUCCUUCUCUAGUAGAAUUUAGUUAAUUUAAGAUGUGUGUAUUAAGAUGUGUUAAAAUUUACAGGUAAUUAUAAUGAUUCUCUUUUGCAGCACAUAAACGUAAUUUUAUCGAAUAAAAAUGCAAUGCGAAUCAUCCGCACAAUGCCAAUAUAUUCCGACACAAUAAAAACUAUUGUUUUUUGUUAUUAUAUAACUGACACGACACCUUAUUCACGUGGACUCGCACGAUGUCUAGAGCGAAACCGCAAUCGUCAAAAUUUAUUGUAAAAACUACCAUUGUACUUUAUCGUUGUGAAAUUAUCGCGAGCAGCAACUUAAAAGCGGUUUAACGUGAUUACAGAUAUUUACUGUAUUUUCCAACGUAUUUAAUAUAAACGUAGAUUAUUUUUUUACAGGAUCUGCUGUCAAACCUGCUGUCCGCUUACACCUAUUAUUAUUACUCGCGCGACAUUUCUACGAAACAUAUAUUUAUAUGUAAGGGUCUGUCACUUACGGAAACUCGCGUGUUCGCAUGCGAUCGUACCCUCGUAUAAAGAUAGGAACGACAUCUGAAAUAUUAAUAUGCUCGUAACUGACACUUUACUGUGCGGGAAAAGCACUUUCCGCGAGAAGCCUCGAGAAUUUAGACAUUGUAGUGCCAAGAAGGUUGUUUUUUGUUUAAUAUGGAACCCAGAGAUCGUUACUACGAUAUCAGUAAGAGGUAUCUGAGGUGGAUCGGUCAGUGGCCUUCUCAAAAGCCGAAAGAGAGUUUGUUUUUUUUUAUCUUUAUACUAUUUUUUGAUGCAAACGUAAUCGUUGCACAGGUGGCAAGAUUUUUCGUGUGCGAUAACAUGCAGUGCAUCUUCGAAACUUUACCUCCACACUUGCUGGCAGUGAUUGUUCCGGUGAAAAUUUUCGUGUACCGAUUUAACAGGCGGAAAAUUAAACAUCUCACAGAUCGCUUAUUCUUAGACUGGAAUAUGCUCAAAACUGAAAAAGAACGUGAUAUUAUGAGAAAGUAUGCCGCAACUGGCAGAUGGUACGUGUCGAUAUACGGCUUGUACAUUUACAUAUCUACCGUUUCGUUUACAUCAACCUCUCUCGCACCACGCAUUUUGGACAUCGUAUUUCCUUUGAAUACUUCUCGUCCUAUAAUGCUACCGUAUCCCGCGUACUACUACGUUGACGAAAAUGAAUAUUUCUAUUAUAUUUUUCUCCAUAUGAUAAUUUCUUCCACUAUAAUUGUAACCGCAAUAGUCGCGCACGACUGCAUGUUUUUUACUUACAUCGAACACAACUGUGCCCUUUUCGCUAUCGUCAGAUAUAGAUUUGAUCAAGUAUCACGUGAACGUAGUAAUAUGGAAAAAAGUGCGAUCAAUUAUCCGGAUUACAUGUAUCACAAAAACGUUGCGAUUUCGGUUUACGCUCAUCAAAAGGCUUUGCAAUAUGCCAAACUUCUCGAAGAUACGUUUUCGAUAGCGUUUGCUAUACAACUCCUACUAAUUACACUUUGCUUGAGCAUUACUUUGGUACAACUUUCGUCACAGCUGCACGAUUCAGCGGAAGCGUUGAGAUACAUAGUCUUCAUCAUGGCUCAAUUGUUUCACCUGUUCUGCUUCAGCUUCCAAGGACAAAAACUGAUAAAUCAUAGUCUCGAAACUUGCGACGACAUAUAUCAUAGUUUGUGGUAUAAAAUACCUGUGAAGGAACAAAGGAUGCUCCUGUUCGUGAUGAGAAAAAGCAUCGAAGCUACUGCCUUGACCGCUGGCAAAAUAUACGUGUUUUCUUUAGAAAAUUUUACAACGAUCAAAAGUCUUACUGAUCAUCUGCGUAACGACUGGAAGAAGCUAAAAGGCGCGGAAGAAUAUAAAAUUAUGAAAAAAUAUGCCGCAAACGCGAGACUGUUUUCUCUUACAAUAUGCUUAUGGUAUUAUAUAGGUUGUAUUUUGUUCUUAUUAAGUGGUCUUGCACCGGACAUACUGAAUGCCGUAUUACGUCUGAAUGAAUCUCGACCUUCAGCUUUCCCUUACCCGGCCUAUUACUUUGGCCUGGACAACGAAAAGUACCUUUUCUACAUUUAUUUCCAUAUGUUUGUGUGUUGCGAGAUAAUUAUCACAGUGUCAAUCGCACACGACUGCAUGCUAUUGGUUUACGUCGAGCACGCCUGUAGCAUUUUCGCUGUAGCUGGAUUUCGAUUUGAAAUUUUAUCACGUACCAAUUGUGGCAACAAAAUGAAUAAUAGUCUGAAUGCGUACAAUCAGAAGAUCGCUAAAUCCGUGUAUGCACACUGGCGAGCUUUAAACUUCGCGAAUCUUCUUGAAAAUACCUUUUACGUUGCCUUUACCGUACAAAUAACAAUAAUUAUCGUAGCGAUGAGCAUCACUCUGCUACAAGUCGCGGUACAGGUGAACAAAAUUACGGAAUUGAUGAGGUACUCGUUAUACUUCCUUUCUCAACUGAUCCACUUAUUCUGUUAUAGUCUGGAAGGCCAAAAAUUGGUAGAUCAUAGCGUAGAAAUACGCGAUAGGAUAUAUAAUUCUUUCUGGUACAACAUACCCGUGAAAUCUCAAAGAUUGCUCCUGUACGUGAUGCGCAGGAGCAUGAAACCGAAUUCUUUGAGCGCCGGCAAGAUUUUUGUCUUUUGUCUGAAGAGCUUUACCACGGUAAGGACUAUUUACGAAUUAACGUUAUUACAAUAUAUUCUCUCAAAGUCUCUCUUAAGAACGAUAGAUAUUAUUUUAAAGGUUCUACAGUCUUCGGUGUCGUAUUUUACCGUACUUGAAUCCUUCCAAUAAUUUAUAAUGUAAUUCAGAUAGUUUAAUAUUUGUGCAAUCAUAAUUGUUGUAGUAAUUAAUAAAGAUUAUGAAAAGAAAAUUUUUAUGUAAAGGGAGCAUGUUUUUCGCAACAUUUUGGAACAAUUGGCAACAUGGCCGUAAAUGGGCAAUUUUUGGGGUGGGGGAUAUUGCCAUGCGUGGACGGCAAAAUGAGCAAAAUCAAGAUUCUCUUACGGUUCGCAUGCGCAAUUUUUUCACGUGACUCUGCACAUUUCGUGACGCAUGCGCAGAGCGUAGGGUCGAAAUGCAUGAGCGAAGAUAGUACACUGAUCUCUCAUAACCUAUAACCGAGACAGGCAAUAACAGAAAAAUGCCACACGCUAGUUCUCCCUCGAAUGCCGCAAAAACGUACUUCCUUUGCAUAAAAUACCGUAUGCAACAUGGGGCCGAGCGCGUUCUCAACUGAGGACGAUAUUUUCAGUACGAGGCGCGUUCAGUACGCGCGCGAAGCGCGGCAUGACGAUUUCUCUUUUGUGAUGAUUUCCUCGUGUGUGUGGGACUAAAAUUAGGAAGCCAAGCCGCCAGUGAGAGAGUUGAAAGCGAAAUUCGAGAUAGUGAUCGAGCCCGCGUUUAUUAGUUUACGCAUUCGCGAUCGAGAGGGACCGAUCCGAUAUCGAUCGCGACCAUGAAGGGCAUGAAGAAAAGAGAAAAACUUAGGUAUUAUAAAUCGAGUCGCGCACACACAGUUCUUCGCGAAUCCGGAACUGGAGAAAUCGGAGCGGGCAGGAGUUUGAUCGCGCGUGGUCGACGAUUCGUCGAGAGGGGCGACUUGUUCGACGAAGGGCGCGUCCGCAUAUUUAGAGCAGCGUCCUCCCUCCCAUCCACCCUCGCGUCCAGCCCACCCCUUCACCCCUUGUAAUUAAUUUACACACUCGUAACCAUUAUAACACACGCGUUUUACACAUGGGCUGUAAAACUCGCGCAGCAGACCUCACGCAUUCUACGGAUUCAUACAUGAUCUAUUAACAUAAUUAUAAAAAUACCUAUUACGAGUAUAGCAUUCAGUAGCAUAAAUAAUAAAGUAAUUAAAUAAA